AUGAAGGUGGCUGUUGAGCCUUUAAUUCCGGGGCUCUUCCCGGAAGUGGUCUGUUUCAAAGCGUGCUGCUUGACUCUGGCUUUCUAUCCACAGACCUCAGCAGGAGCGGUGCGUGGAGGCAGCAGCAGCCGUGCGUGUCGCUGCCACACCGACCGCCGACGCACGCAAAACCGGCCGACGACCGGUUCCGGUGGAUUACCGCGGCUUCCCCCGCACGUCCCUGCAGCUUUUGGGCCCCCCGGAGGCGGAUCUUCCCCCAUGGCCAGUCCGGCGACAGACGCCGGUCAGUCUCAUCAGCACCACUCCGCCAGCCUUUCUGCCGCAGACUGCGCGUCCCGGGAGGCGCAAACCUGGAUAGAGGCGGUCACCGGGAGGUGUUUUGGUGACAAAGACUUCCGAGGAGGUUUGGAGAACGGGAUACUGCUAUGCGAGCUUCUGAGCUCCAUUAAACCUGGACUAGUGAAGAAAAUUAACAGACUUCCAACACCUAUCGCUGGCUUGGACAACCUGAGCGUGUUUCUGCGCGGCUGCGAGGAACUGGGCCUGAAGGGCUCCCAGCUUUUCGACCCCGGAGACCUGCAGGACACUUCGACACGCCCCGCUGCAAAGGGGAGCGACUGCAGUCGAAGACUCAAGAAUGUUUUAAUCACCAUCUACUGGCUCGGUCGUGCUGCCAAUAGCUGUACCUCCUACAACGGGCCCACGCUGGACCUGAAGGAGUUUGAAGCCCUGCUGUCACAGAUGCGAAAGGAGGCAGAGGAGGCAGAGAGCCCCAAACGCUGCAUCCGGGACAGUGGCUACGUGGACUGCUGGGACUCUGAGCGCAGCGACUCCCUCUCCCCCCCGCGCCGCGGCCGGGAGGACUCCUUCGACAGCCUGGACUCCCUCGGCUCGCGCUCGCAGCAGACGCCGUCGCCGGACGUCCUCGUCGCCCGCGGCAACAGCGAUGGCCGCGGCAGCGACUCGGAGUCCGACGGCCCCCCCCACCGAAAGCUUCCCGACGUCCAUAAGGACGACAUGCUGGCCCGCCGGACCUCGGUCAGCGAACCGCGCACCGUUGUUCCCUUCAACCAGUACCUGCCCAACCGCGCCAACCAGGGCGCCUACCUGCCCACGCCGCUGCGAAAGAGGAGGGGCGACAAGGAGGAGGGGGCCGGGCGCAAGAGCUGGAGUACCGCCACCUCGCCUGUAGGGGGCGACAGACCCAGUAGGAGUGUGAGUAUGAUCGACAUGCGUGGCGAGGAGGAGGCGCUUUUACAGCCGCACAGCCAGGUGCGGCACGAGCUGAUGCACAACCAGUACAACAAAAUGAAGGAAGAGGAGAACCACUGGCAGGACGACCUGGCCCGUUGGAAAAGUCGGAGGAGGAGCAUUUCCCAGGAUCUGAUAAAAAAAGAGGAGGAGAGGAAAAUGAUGGAGCGCUUAAUGUCAGGAGACGGCUGCCUCUCUCACAGGAGGAGAAGCAUCAAGACCUACCGAGAGAUAGCGGACGGUUUCCUGCGAGUGAACGGUGUCGCAGACGUCCCCACGAAGCCUGAAAGUCCAGGACGGGAGUCUCCUCCUCGUUUCCAGGCCUCGCCUUCCCAAACAGCCGACAGUGCUCCGGUAGCUCCUCCAUCAGCAGCAGGAGGAAGUCCCGACUCCACAUCCACCGGACAGACAGAGAGAAGCCCAGAGCCAUCUGAGGAAGAGAAAACAUCCACCGAGCAUCUGCCCCCCCUCAGCCGGCCCACUUCACUUCCAGGGGAGCUGCAGAAGCCAGAGGAAACCUUUGGGACGACGGGUCAUACAGAAGUCGCUCCACAGGAAGAGAAACCAAAACCUGCAGCCCGUUAUUCCCCCCCAGCAGAAGCCAAACAGAAACAGGAAAUCUCUGAACCAUCCAGUGAAAAACCCUCCAGUACCGUCCAGUCAGAGGUCAACGCUCAGCAUCCGCUGAUAACCUCCAGGGGAAAUGUUUCCGUUUCUGUGGAGUCUCCGCUGCGGACGGCCUCCUUUGGAUGUGUCCCUCUCCGGGAAAAAGCAGCAGACUGUGAAAUCAGUGUCAGCUCUCCGCAGGCAUCCAGCAAUCCUAAGUCACGCUCGGACUUCUUCGCUCCUCCAGAAGACUCAGAGAAGGAUCUGUGCUCACAUGAGAAGUACCGGCGCGAGCAGGAGAAGCUGAAGGAGGAGUGGGAGAAGGCGCAGAGGGAGGUGGUGGAGGAGGAGAGGAAGUAUCACGAGGAGGAGCGGCGGAUCCUGGAGGAGACGGUGAUGCCCCUGACCCCCCGUUCCUCCGCCCUUUCCUCCCCCAGCCGGGGGGAGCCGACCUCCCUCCCCGAGCCCCAGGACACAAUCGUCCGAUCGCUGGCCGACUGGGAACGCAAGCAGGAGCUGCUGGAGAGGCAGUCCAGGGGGGGGGGCUCGGAGAGCACAGAGAGGAAGAGGAGAGAAAACGACCGAACCAGUGACAUCAGCACCGCGGACGACAGCAUGAAGACCAGCAGGAGCCUGGUGAGUCAGGGCAGCAGCAGUAAGGCAGAGAACAGCCUCCAGAACGGACAAAAGCUUCCCCCCCCGCCGGCUCCAGCCAGGAAACAGCACGAGCCCCGGGUGGACGGCCCCAGGGCCGCUAACCGGCCCGCCGGGGAGCGGAGGGGUAAAGUCUCAGUCUCCAACUGA
Molecule: messenger RNA, 2661 nt
Organism: Menidia menidia (Atlantic silverside)
Lineage: Eukaryota; Metazoa; Chordata; Actinopteri; Atheriniformes; Atherinopsidae
Source: the annotation of a GenBank genome assembly